AUGGGCACUUCCUCCUCACACCCAAUUUUUUUUGCUCUCAACGAGCUGCUUCUAACAAAAGACUUAAAGAUAAAGAAAGGAACUUUACAAAGAUUCUUAGAGGAAUGUGAUGUUGUGGCCCCAUGGUUUGCUGUUUCUGGGAGUCUCACAGUGUCCUCCUGGGAAAAAUUGGGACGAGAUUUGGACUUUGCAGCAGAACAGGGGACCCUGAAACCGGGGGUGAGACCAGUUUGGAAAUUAGUACGUGGAUGUUUAGAAAAUGAGCGAUGCAGCAAUGCCUUGGAAAACGGGCAAGCAGCUUUAGAACAUUUGCAAGAGGAGAGAUCUGAGAAGGCGGAGUCUGUAAAAUGCAAGGGCAGUAAAAAGACAAUAGGAAAGGAGACACGACUCUAUCCCUCCCUAUCGGACCUUGAAGACCCUGAGUCUACUGACUCUUCUCUCGGUUCGGAGGAGGUAGAGUCUCUACUUAGAUCAUUACAAAAGGUAAGAAUUAAAAACAAGAUGAGAAAGAAAAACAAAAGAAAACAGGAUUGUGGGCCCAUAAUCCCCCCGCCUCCUCCCCCUUACCCUGAGGCUGCAGCAGCUCCCGGAGCGUUGCUGGUCAGCAGCAGCCUUCACCCACAACUGUGGAGGGAAGUUAGGAGAGAAAUGCAGGUAGCUUGUCCUGUUUUUGUAGAUAAUCAGAAUCAAAGAUAUCAUGAACCUUUGGAUUUUAAACUUGUCAAGUCUAUAGCGGAGUCUGUAAAAAGUUAUGGGGUCACGGCUGCAUUUACACUUACUCAAAUUGAGACUCUGCAAAGACAAUGCAUGACUGCCUCAGAUUGGAUGAAUCUUGCCUGUGCCUGCCUCAGCCAAGGUCAGUAUUUGGACUGGAAAGCUUUCUUUAUCGAAUUUGCUAAUGAGCAGGUGGCGGCCAACCACAACACAGGCCUGCAAUGGGAUGCUGAUAUGUUGCUUGGUCUGGGUAGAUAUGCCAAUCAACAAACUACCUACCCUCCUAAUGUAUAUACUCAAAUUAAUCAAAUAGCCAUCAGAGCCUGGAAAUCUUUGCCUAACAAAGGUAAAGUGAGUGGCAAUUUGACCAAGAUACUCCGAGGUCCCAUGGAGCCCUUUUCAGAUUUUGUGGCUCGCUUGAUAGAGGCUUCUGGUAGAAUUUUUGGGGACACAGAUGCUGCAAUGCCCCUAAUAAAGCAGCUAAUAUAUGAGCAGUGUACAAAGGAGUGCAGGGCCGCUAUCACCCCGUAUAAGACCAGGGGUUUGGAAGCCUGGAUGAAGGCUUGCAGGGAAUUAGGAGGACAACUGACCAAUGCAGGUCUGGCAGCUGCAGUCCUUCAGCUUACCCAGAGAAAAGGAGGCAAUACUCAAGAUGCUUGUUUUAAGUGUGGGAAAAGAGGACAUAUAAGACGCAACUGCCCACUAGGGGCAGGUAGUAGACAGGAACAAGGAAGUAGCCAGUGCCAUGUUCAGCUGGGGCUCUGCCCAAAAUGCAGAAAGGGGAGGCACUGGGCUAAUGAAUGCCGGUCCAUUAAAGAUAUAAAUGGACAACCCAUUGCAGUAGACAGCUUUCCAAAAAACGGCCAGCGGGGCCCAUGCUCCCAGGGCCCUCAAAUAUAUGGGGCAAUGGAGACCCCGAGACAGGAAUCCCCUCCGGAGCAGUGGACCUCCCUUCGCCAUCCCAAGCACCGCGGAGAGCUACUGCGGGCUCAGCAGGACUGGACCUCCGUGCCACCGCCAGACUGGUACUAA
Molecule: messenger RNA, 1746 nt
Organism: Peromyscus eremicus (cactus mouse)
Lineage: Eukaryota; Metazoa; Chordata; Mammalia; Rodentia; Cricetidae
Product: igE-binding protein-like
Exons: 1
Coding region: 1-1746 (581 amino acids)
Biological process (GO): viral process
Molecular function (GO): nucleic acid binding; structural molecule activity; zinc ion binding
Source: RefSeq, a predicted model, not a curated record